Molecule: messenger RNA, 492 nt
Organism: Lottia gigantea (owl limpet)
Lineage: Eukaryota; Metazoa; Mollusca; Gastropoda; Lottiidae
Exons: 7
Coding region: 1-492 (163 amino acids)
Source: RefSeq, a predicted model, not a curated record
AUGACCAAAAUUUCAGGUAUAAUUAGAGCUAUGAUGAUGAUUUGUUAUUAUGUUCAGUUAUUUUUGUUAUUUUAUAUGAUAUGUUGUGUGUUUUCAUCAGAUAACUGUAGUGUAAAGUCUAGUGAAUGUGGGUAUAAAGGAGAAUGUAAUGGUACUAUAUGUUUAUGUCCAUCAGGUUAUAUUUUACAUCAAAAUAAACGAGAUUGUCAAUCAGAAUUAUGUUUAUUAAAUGAUUGUGUAGAAUGUCCUAGUGAAGAUAAAUGUUCUAGAUGUGUGAAUUUUAUAUCUCGUGAAAGUGGAAAAUGUAUAGAACAGUGUAAUGGAAAGGCUAAAAUAUUAUUUGAAGGACCAUAUCAAGGCAAUGUUUGUACAGUUACACCUGAUGAAUCGACUGAUAUUGUUAUAGCUAUUGUUGCUGGUGUUUCUGCUAGUCUCUUAUUGUUGAUAAUUAUCUCCCUUGCUGUCUUCUUUUAUAUGAGAAAAACAAGGUAA